This is a messenger RNA of Rotaria socialis, 957 nucleotides long. The record is from the annotation of a GenBank genome assembly. NCBI's taxonomy places the organism in Eukaryota, Metazoa, Rotifera, Eurotatoria, Philodinida, Philodinidae.
AUGGAUUCGUUUAUUUUUGAUUUUGAUACUGAUUCAACUUUAACAAACGAUACAAAUAGUACACAGAGUGAUUUAGAUUGGACCGCAUUUCAAUCAACAUCACCAUUACCAACAACAAGCAGUCCAUUUACACCAUUAUAUUUAUCACCACAAGACGAUGCUGUUGCGCCAAACAAUAAAUCAACAAUCAUAAAAACAAGCCAUGAUGAUGAACUUUAUUUUGAAAUUGAACACUUUUUUAAUGGUUUAAAUCAACAACAUCAAGAACAGGCGGCACAUUCACAACAUCUAGAACAAGGACAACAAGGUAUCAUAGAGCCAUUAUAUAGUAAUAUAGAUAUUUCCGAUCAAAUAAUGAACAAUAGACACUAUGUUGAAUUACCUUCUCGUGCACAUUUAUCAGCUGCUAUUAUUAAUGAAAAGCCAACGAAUUAUUUACCGGCGCCGCUUGUACCGCGUGUUUCUUCAUCACGUUCGAAAUACUAUCAUAAACUACCUGAUCAUGCUGUUAAACUAAUGCAAGAAUGGUAUAAUACCAAUUUGGAUGAUCCUUAUCCACGUUCACCAGACAAGAAACGUUUUAUAACCGAAGGUAAUAUAACAGCGCAACAAUGUCGUUCUUGGUUCGCUAAUCGACGUCAAAGACUGAAACAUGUUAAAAAAAAUCAAUCAAAAUUAACAACAUCUCGUUUUAUAAACCAUUCACCGAAGGCCAAACCAACUGAAAUGUCACCAAUAGAAGCACAUGAACAUUGUUAUUAUUGCCAACAACAACAACAAAUAGCCUUGUCAUCAGCAUCAUUAUCAUCAUCGCCUCUUUCAUUAACAAUUCCAACAACACCAUCGGCAACAACAACAACAACAACAACAACAUUAAAUGUCGUUAUUAAUCAACAAACAGUAGAACAAUUGAUUCAUAAUAGUCUUCGUAAAUUGCUCUAUCCAAAUCACAUAUGA